UGUUUUUACUUUGAAAAUCGAAACACGAUAAAAAGAAAAGUUACUCCCAGCCUCUCUAAGACUUUGGUCAUCCUUGUUUCAUGAUUUGAGUUUCAUUGUCGAAAUUCAGUAAAGUACAGUGGUAAAACUGUAAUACUCUUAGUCUGUUCCUUGGUUCAACAUAUAACAUUCUACCCGAACACUUGAAAUAUAACUCUUCAUUACAUUUCAUUUGUUAGUUUCAUCAUCGAAUCUUUGUACUCAACAACAGCGUCUCUGUAUAUAGUACACGUUUCUUUUGAUCAAACCGAGUGGUGCGGACUUCUCGAUAAUCCGUGGGAUCUUCGUUUACACGUGCGCAUGCAGUACGCUGGAUAGCAAUUUCGUGUGUGUGUGGGUGAAAACCUGGUGAAGCGAUGGUGUUGGUGGUCAUAAACUAACUUGAAGUAUUACGUGUUCCACUACUUCACAACUGAUCGACUGAACACGAUGUAUCCUUUACCAUUAAAUUCACAGUCACGUAUCUGACAACGUAUUGGUGCGGCAUUUUUGUAUGAGAGAAAUCAUUACUUAACCAAAGCGCGUAUGACGACUACGAUAACUUCCUUUGCAGACUACGUUCAUUUCUGACUACAUACAUUCUGGUGAUAAGAUUACAUGACCGAAAUCCUUUCGAUUUCACCCCGUAGUGUGAUGAAAAAUUACCCCUGAUUCAAGGAUUUGAAAAAGGCAUUAACGACUUGAAUAUGGCAGUUGAACAGGAGAGGAGUGUCGUCAGUGACCCAGAGUUUGUGAGAUUAAGGCGCCCUAGAGUGAAGAGAUCGUCCCUUGGACUUGGUACAUCGAGUGGUGUUGAAGAAAAUGCCGAUAUCAUUGUAACUGAAUAUAAUGGAUCAUUAUCAGAGGCAAAACAGGAUGAAGGGGAAGAAGUAUUAUCAUGCCCUUUGGAACAAAAUCACCAGGGAAAGAAGUUGCUUCACGUGAUGGUGGCUUUGCCAGUCGAUUACAUUUUCUCCAUGAUUUUCGUCCAAGACCAAGUUAUGCUGAACGUAUACGAAGCCAGGAAGACAUCAGAUGUGGUGAGCGGACCGUGGUCAGAGGACCAGGAGACCGGUCAUAUGAGCCGUCAGGUGACCUACACGAUGUCUUUGAAUCUGGCCAGUUUCGGGUCGAAGACAUCUUACGUCGUUGAAAAGCAGUGGUUACAGUACAGCCAGGCUGGACAGUGUUACGUGGUGGCAACGGAAGUCGUCAAUAACGGAAUCCCUUAUGGUGACUCGUUCUCAAUCCUAUGCCAUUACUGCCUCAUCAGGGAGCCAGAUGGAAGAACGAAAGUCACUGUCUGGACUCUCGUCAAGUAUAAGAAGGCUAUCUGGGGAGUCGUUAAGGGUAUGCUGGAAAAGAGCGCUUAUAACGGAGUGGAGGCUUUCCAAGCAGAGCUGCUCUCUCAAAUUACCUUGGUCGUCGAGAGAUCGGAAAGGAAAGGCAACAGACUUCCACCAGCUUCUCGAUCCAAGACGCAUGCUCGGUCCUCCUCCUAUGGAUACAAGAGGCAAAGAGCGCAAGGAGCUGCGACAAAGGACACCGUCGUUGAAGAUUCCAAUUCUUCUUGCAGCCUGUGGAUAACCAUAUCGAUGAUAAUGGCUUUUGUGAUGCUCAUUCUUAGUAAUUAUAUUCUGUACAACAAACUCAACACCUUGGAAAUGCGUUCUGAGCAGAGGGCGUUGCAAUCCAAAACGAAUAGGUUCGAUGCCAGCAAAUCAUUCGAAGACAGACAGAGCUUCCCGCUGCUCCACGAAGAGAUUCAGAGCGAUCAGAUGCAAACUUGGAAGGCAACUGUUCAAGAGGCCAGCCAGAGGCUACUGCAGAUCCAAGAAUCGUUAGAGUUGACGUUGAAGAACAUCAGAGAAAAUGAAGAGGCCGUAUACUCCACUCUGCAGAAGUACCGUGACGGGACGACUAAGACUUCGGAGAAGGGCGAAGAGAACGGUGCUGAGAAAACAAACACAGAGCGGACGCCCCCUACCGAAGGAACCACUUGACAUAGUUGAUAAAUGGAAUGCAGUAUGUUCAUUGCCAUAUUUAAGGUUUUCUGAAAAGAUGAAUGAUUCUGGUACA
This is a messenger RNA of Macrobrachium nipponense, 2097 nucleotides long. Its product is annotated as protein Aster-C-like. Gene Ontology annotation, cellular component: endoplasmic reticulum-plasma membrane contact site; plasma membrane; endoplasmic reticulum membrane. The transcript has 10 exons. Gene Ontology annotation, biological process: intracellular sterol transport. The record is from RefSeq and is a predicted model, not a curated record. Bases 726 to 2021 code for a protein of 431 amino acids. NCBI's taxonomy places the organism in Eukaryota, Metazoa, Arthropoda, Malacostraca, Decapoda, Palaemonidae. Gene Ontology annotation, molecular function: sterol binding; sterol transfer activity.